This is a messenger RNA of Callorhinus ursinus (northern fur seal), 2839 nucleotides long. It is a transcript of the gene SPNS2, whose product is annotated as SPNS lysolipid transporter 2, sphingosine-1-phosphate. Gene Ontology annotation, molecular function: sphingolipid intramembrane carrier activity; transmembrane transporter activity. Gene Ontology annotation, cellular component: membrane. The record is from RefSeq and is a predicted model, not a curated record. NCBI's taxonomy places the organism in Eukaryota, Metazoa, Chordata, Mammalia, Carnivora, Otariidae. Gene Ontology annotation, biological process: transmembrane transport; sphingosine-1-phosphate receptor signaling pathway; lipid transport.
GCCGCCCCGGCCGGCAUGAUGUGCCUGGAAUGCGCCUCGGCGGCGGCGGGCGGCGCGGAGGAGGAGGAGGCGGACGCGGAGCGGCGGCGCCGGCGCCGGGGGGCGCAGCGAGGGGCUGGAGGUGGCGGCUGCUGCGGGGCGCGGGGAGUGGGCGCCGCUGGAGUCGCGGCCGCCGACGAUGAGGUGCAGACGCUGUCGGGCAGCGUGAGGCGGGCUCCGUCCGGCCCCCCCGGCGCCCCCGGCACCCCCAGCUGCGCAGCCGCUGCCAAGGGCCCCGGCGCUCAGCAGCCCAAACCGGCCAGCUUGGGCCGCGGACGGGGGGCAGCUGCCGCCAUCCUCAGCUUGGGCAACGUGCUCAACUACCUGGACAGGUACACCGUGGCAGGCGUCCUUCUGGACAUCCAGCAGCACUUUGGGGUCAAGGACCGAGGUGCCGGCUUGCUGCAGUCAGUGUUCAUCUGCAGCUUCAUGGUGGCCGCCCCCAUCUUCGGCUACCUGGGUGACCGCUUCAACAGGAAAGUGAUCCUCAGCUGCGGCAUCUUCUUCUGGUCUGCGGUCACCUUCUCCAGCUCCUUCAUCCCCCAGCAGCACUUCUGGCUGUUGGUCCUGUCCCGGGGCCUGGUGGGCGUCGGAGAGGCCAGCUACUCCACCAUCGCGCCCACCAUCAUAGGCGACCUCUUCACCAAGAACACGCGCACGCUCAUGCUCUCGGCCUUCUACUUCGCCAUCCCGCUGGGCAGUGGCCUGGGCUACAUCACGGGCUCCAGCGUCAAGCAGGCGGCCGGAGACUGGCACUGGGCCCUGCGGGUGUCCCCCAUCGCGGGCAUGAUCACAGGCACGCUCAUCCUCAUUCUGGUUCCGGCCACCAAGAGGGGCCACGCCGACCAGCUCGGGGGGCAGCUCAAGGUGCACACGUCGUGGCUCCGCGACAUGAAGGCCCUGAUCCGCAACCGCAGCUACGUCUUCUCCUCCCUGGCCACGUCGGCCGUGUCCUUCGCCACAGGGGCCCUGGGCAUGUGGAUCCCGUUGUACUUGCACCGCGCUCAGGUUGUGCAGAAGACAGCAGAGAUGUGCAGCAACCCGCCGUGUGGGGCCAAGGACAGCCUCAUCUUCGGGGCCAUCACCUGCUUUACCGGCUUUCUGGGUGUGGCCACGGGGGCAGGAGCCACGCGCUGGUGCCGCCUACGGACCCAGCGGGCCGACCCGCUGGUGUGUGCUGUGGGCAUGCUGGGCUCUGCCAUCUUCAUCUGCCUCAUUUUUGUGGCUGCCAAGAGUAGCAUCGUGGGGGCCUAUAUCUGCAUCUUUGUUGGGGAGACACUGCUCUUUUCUAACUGGGCCAUCACCGCGGACAUCCUCAUGUACGUAGUGAUCCCCACGAGACGAGCCACGGCCGUCGCCCUGCAGAGCUUCACCUCCCACCUGCUGGGGGACGCCGGGAGCCCCUACCUCAUCGGCUUUAUCUCGGACCUGAUCCGCCAGAGCACCAAGGACUCCCCGCUUUGGGAGUUCCUGAGCCUGGGCUACGCGCUCAUGCUCUGCCCCUUCGUGGUGGUCCUGGGCGGCAUGUUCUUCCUGGCCACGGCCCUCUUCUUCCUCGGCGACCGCGCCAAGGCUGAGCAGCAGGUGAACCAGCUGGUGAUGCCGCCCGCAUCCAUCAAAGUCUGAGGCCGUGUCUCUGGGACAGCGAAGAGCCCUCACUGUCACUCUACUUGGGGGGCGUGCCACGGCACGCCGGCCCUGCCGGGCCACCUCAAAGCUUUCUGUGGGACCCGAGGCUGGCCACCCACCCUCUCUGGUCUGUGGCUGUGGAGUGGCCGUGGCUCCAAGAGGCCGUGUCCCCAACUAGCACGGAAGGCUGUGUGUGGGGGAGCCGUGCGGCUGGACAGACUCCCAGCCCCAGGGCCGGGCUGCAGACCCCCUGGGGCCCGGGACGAAGACGGCCCCCACCGGGCGUGUGGGGAGAACCUGGCCUGUCCCCGCCUUAUGGGGUCCCGGGCAAGCCUCUGCCCUCCCCAGACCGCGGGCCGAGGCGGCUGGACUUCCCUGCAUGGCAGCUUUGAAGACGCGGGGCUCCCGGACUGCGGAGAGAAGGCGGUCCAGCCUCGGGGCGGCACCUCAGGCUCGGGGACGGACUCCGGGCAGAGCCUGGCUGGUUCCCUCCAGAGGACACGGGCCUCGGCUGCCCGGCUGGCUCUCUGCCCACAGGUCCUCCCCGGUGGGGCCAUCCACCAGGGGGCUGGCAUCUCCAGGGGUGAAGGCCCUGGCGCAUCUGCACCCCACCUACGUCCCCCAGGCCUGAGCCCCGCGGCCACCCGCCUCCCCUCUCCCACCCCGGCAUCCUGGCACAGACUCCUGCCCCCAGACUGGGCCCUUCCAGGGGCAGGACCCAGGGGACUAUUCCCAGAACCUGCACGGCAGCAGCCAGGGUUCUGGCUGCAGAGGACGCAGCCACCCUGCGAGGCUUCCUGUCCCUGGCUGGGGCCGGGAGGUCGAGGCCCGCCCCACACGCAGGCCGCCCGCCGCCUGCACUCCCCCUCUCCCCGCUCCCUGCCCGGCUGCUGGAACCCAGGUGGCCGCAGGAGCCCCCGCAAGCCGCCUGGCCCAUGCCGAGCAGCUAGUGCGGCUUCAGCGGGCGCAGGCUCUGGGGCACCUACCGGGUGGGACCCCCAGCGACGUUUUCUUGUUGUGCAAGAACCAGGUCCAAGUGUUGCCUGUUCUUCCUUCCGGAAGCCAAGCCGCUCCUUUAUUUUUUAGAGCUGCUGACUGUGAAUCUCAGAGUCUUAAGAGAGAAGCCAAAUAUAUUCCUCUUGUAAAUGAAGGAAUAAACCUAUUUAAAUCA